Molecule: messenger RNA, 1802 nt
Organism: Paramecium octaurelia
Lineage: Eukaryota; Ciliophora; Oligohymenophorea; Peniculida; Parameciidae
Source: the annotation of a GenBank genome assembly
AUGAAAUAAUUUAUAACCUAUAUCAAUAUUCCUGAAGUGCGUGGAAAAAUUCCAAAAUGUCAAAUCUGUCAGAAAAGUUUCAGUUUCACAACGAGGGAACAUCAAUGCAAAAGGUAUGAAUAAAACAUUAUGCAGAUGUCUAAGAGCUGUAUGUGAGGGAUGCUCUCCAUUCAAGAUUAACCAUGUUAAAAAAGAUGGCAAAGAAUCCACAAAACCGCAUAGAAUGUGCAAAAUCUGUAAAGAGGUAUAUGGAAGUCUAAUUCAAGGAAUCAGAGCAAAUAAAGAAUUUUGUGGAGUCGAAUCAUAUUGCUUAUGGCGUUGACACCUUAUCGAAAUAAUGGCUGGGAGGUUCACUAAGUCAACAGGAAUAUAAGAAUGCUCGUGAGAGUGCUAAAAUAAGAUUCGAUAAAACAGAAAUAAGUGGUUUUGACAACAUCAACUAUUCUCUAAAAGAAUUUUAUUAUCUAGUGGGCAAAGACAAUACCAAACUGUAGAAUGUUUGUUUGACAUUCUGUUCCAAGAAUCCAGAAGUGCAAUUUUCAGCAGAAUUAGUAUGUUUGGCCAAUUUUCUAUUAUGUUUUUCAUCAGAAGCAUCCACUUAUCAAUUAUUAAGCAUAAUUUACAAAUAAAAGCCCCCUGAUGAAUGCAUCGUAAGCAUAUUAACUUACUGCGUAAAAGGCUAUGGUCUAGGGGAAGAUGAAAAGUCAUUGUUGAAAUAAUUCCUACAAAGUAGAUUGAAGAGAUAUUUAGUCACAUUCGCAAUCAACAUGUUCAAUUUUGAUACAACUCUAUUUCUAAUCACGCAACUAAUCAAAAAAUACGAUUCAUUCAUUAAAGGGUUGUCUGCAAUAUUUAUGUUGGCCAGCACUUUAUUGAAGAAUACCAAUCAUGAAGAUCUUGAAUUGUGGAUAUUAAGAAAUGUGAGAAGAAAAGAUGCAGAAAGUAAAUUAAACCUCAUGCAGAUGCCUGCCCCUAAACAGGAAGUCGAGAUUAGAGACACAUCCUAGUCAAUUAGAAGCGUUGCAUUUUCAAUGAUCGAAUAAUAAGAUCAAUCAUAAUAUAAUGAGAUGAAAGCUGAAAUAUCCAAUCUAAAAUUAUAACUUGCAUUGAAAGAGAAUGAAAUUGAAAGCUAUAAGUUUUAAUUACAACAAAUGCAAUCUCCUGAUGACUCAAAGAAAGACAAAUAUAUUCAAUAAAAAAAUGAUGAGAUCGCCAUUUUAUUGGCUAGAGUUGAUGCUUUGACCUUAGAAAACAAAUAGUUAUCCAAGAAAGAAUCUAAUUAUUCAAAUUAAAGUUCUAUAUAAGCAGAAUAAUAGAAGAUUAUCUAAGAAUAACAAUAACAAAUAGAACGCUUAAAGACGAAACUCAAAGAUACUACUUUUGAAAAUAGAGCAAUGUCAAUGUCAUUGGCUACUAGUGCUUAGAGUAUUAUGUCUGGCAAAGAAGUGCAGGAUUUAAAAUAAAAACAUGAAGACGAAAAACGAUAACUAUUAGAUUAAAUUCAAUCUUUAGAGCAGAAUAAAGCUCAACUUCAACGUAUUAUAGAUUCAUAAAAGUAACUGAACCAAAGAGUUGUUGAUUACAUCAGCUCUAUGACCAUCAAUACUAAUGUUAUAGAAUUGUCACUCAAACCUCCUUUGGAGAGAAGCACUAAAAAUGAUAAUGAAGAUUACAAGCUCCUUAUCGAUACUAAGAAUCAAUAAAAUCAAUUGUUGAAAUAAUUGCUUAUGACAAAUCAAUAGCAAAUUCAAGAGCUGAAUAAUAAGCUCAAAGAUAUUAAGCAAAUGAUUUAUUCAUCAUGA